Nyctereutes procyonoides (raccoon dog) is the source of this 7254-nucleotide messenger RNA. It is a transcript of the gene FRRS1L, whose product is annotated as ferric chelate reductase 1 like. Bases 16 to 897 code for a protein of 293 amino acids. The record is from RefSeq and is a predicted model, not a curated record. Lineage: Eukaryota; Metazoa; Chordata; Mammalia; Carnivora; Canidae. The transcript has 5 exons. Gene Ontology annotation, biological process: regulation of glutamate receptor signaling pathway.
GGCUCGGAGCGCGGGAUGGCGCGACCGCCGCGGCGGCGCCCGGGGGCCUGGGGGCCGCUGCUCUGGCUGCUGCUGGCGGGGCCCGGCACCUGCGCCGCCAGCCCCGCGGACGACGGCGCGGGCCCGGGGGGCCGGGGACCCCGGGGCCGCGGGCGGGGGGACUCGGGCGCCGACGAGGCGGCGCCGCGCCACGACUCCUCCUACGGCACCUUCGCGGGGGAGUUCUACGACCUGCGCUACCUGUCGGAGGAGGGUUAUCCUUUCCCUACUGCUCCUCCUGUGGAUCCAUUUGCCAAAAUCAAAGUGGAUGACUGUGGAAAAACUAAGGGAUGCUUUAGAUAUGGCAAACCGGGCUGCAAUGCGGAGACCUGUGACUACUUCCUUAGCUACCGGAUGAUAGGGGCUGAUGUGGAAUUUGAGCUGAGUGCUGACACAGAUGGUUGGGUAGCAGUUGGAUUCUCUUCAGACAAGAAAAUGGGUGGUGAUGACGUCAUGGCCUGUGUCCACGAUGACAAUGGCAGGGUCCGCAUACAGCACUUCUAUAAUGUAGGCCAGUGGGCAAAGGAGAUCCAGAGAAAUCCUGCCAGGGAUGAAGAAGGAGUCUUUGAGAACAAUCGGGUCACCUGCAGAUUUAAACGCCCUGUGAACGUUCCCAGAGAUGAAACAAUUGUCGAUCUGCAUUUGAGUUGGUAUUACCUGUUUGCUUGGGGUCCAGCCAUUCAGGGCUCUAUCACCCGACACGACAUAGACUCACCACCGACUUCGGAGCGUGUUGUCAGUAUUUACAAGUAUGAAGAUAUUUUUAUGCCAUCAGCUGCCUAUCAAACCUUCUCCUCUCCGUUUUGUUUGCUUCUCAUUGUUGCCCUGACCUUCUACUUAUUGAUGGGAACCCCUUAACCACAGCUACAAAGCCAACAUGUUAAACGGAUUAGAAAGUCUUUAGUAUAAAUAUAUUUUUAAAGAAUAUGCAGUAUAAUUUUAGCUUUUCUUAUUUAAAAAAAAAAGACUGCUAUGAUUUCAGUUUUUUUGGAAGAAAGAGCAAGCUGCUUUUCUAAUCAAAGAGGAUUGUUUAAUAUUGAUCCCAUACUUUUGGAAAGUACUUAAAAAUUUUUCUAAGCACUUUCAAAUGUGUUUUCUUAUUUGAGCUUCAUAACAUCUCUGAGUUGGCUUGAUGAAAAUUAUUAGUGCCAUCUUAAUGGGAUUUGAGGUCAAGGAAAGCUGUCUUUUUUUGGUGACCCACACGCCAUGUGGCCUUGGCUACUUGGUCCGGUAACAUGUAGCAAGGUAGAGAAAGAGCAAGGCAUAGGGAUUCUCAACAACCUUUACUCUUCCAACUACAGCUCAGGAGAGUUACUUGAAGCAUUACUAAAGAGCACUUCACUGGAUGGCCCUAGUUCACAAUCAGCCUUUUAAGGAGAAGUUUUCAAUUUCCCUGAGUGUGUUUGGAUGUUUACACAGCUGAUGGGGGAGAAUGGGAAAGAUUACAAUGAUAAGAUAAUCAUUCGUAUUUACUUGAAAUUUCUCCUUAGUAGUUAUGAGAAAAUAUUUGUUACUGCUGUUUGGAAAGGUCAGAAACAGAACUGUGAGUGUUCUUGACGACGUAAAACUAUAUUAAUGAUAUUAAUUAAUGAUUAAAAAAUAAGAGCAUUCAUAGUGGUUAGAAUUUGGACUCUUCUAUUACUGUAUUUUAUAAGUUACGUGAUUCAUCUGUGGUUAUAGCUAAUUCUGUUGUCAGAGUCGAGAUCAUGGAACAUGGUUAACUAUGUUUUAUAAUAGGCAAAUCAUCUUAAUAGAAAAUUUAAGGCAUUUUGAAAAACAACAUUUUUGGAGAUUGUGGGGAUUUGAAGUAGAAACUUUUUAUAGAUGAAAUUUCUUUUUUAAAUCAGAAAAUGGGAGAUGACCCCUAGAGUGAAUUCACCUAGAGUUUCCACUCAACAAGUUCAGACUUGUAAACUGGACCAGCAGUUAGCAGAACUUAUCAUAAAGCCUUGACUUAGUGCAUUCCCUUUUUUCAAAGGAGCCCAAAUGUUCCUUUGUUCUAAAUAUCUGUGCUAACAGCCCAUUCACAGGAAAAGAGUCUAUGGGGUGUCUUUGAGUUGCUGAUGGAUUUCCAUUGUAGAGUUUUGCAGUCCUCUGGCUUGCCCCCUUUCUUGCUUUAGACCUGGCUCCAAUUUUGUGGAUUUUGUGAUUAAACAAGAAUGAAGACUGAUUUCUAAAGCCAUCUUUGGAAUUCACGGCAGGGUGAAAGUCUGCCUGAGGGGAAAGCUUUCAAAUUCUGGAACUGUACAAAAACAAAGAAAGCGUUGAGCUUCUAUGACACACAGUCUACCAAGUGAUGUAGGGAGAAAUAAUCCUCAUUGGAGAUGGGGAGAGUUUAAAUGACAUUAAGUGAGCAAAAGAACUGGGUAGGAUUCAAACUCAGGUCAUCUGGCUCCAGUGUGUGGCUCCACCUCCUUGCCAUGGCCUUGGAGCUAAGCCCUCCCAUCCCCGCUGAGGGUGGCCUGUGCAUACCUUCUGAACUAUAGUGGUUGUUCAGUAGUGGGGAUACAGAGUAUGCAGGCACCCACUGUGUAAAUAAGAAGGCAAAUAUUUUUAUACGUCACUCUCUUAUGUAUAUAGUAUUUCAGCUAUAAAUAGGUUAAGACUAAAGAGAGCCGGGCUAGCCUCUAUAGCAGGCAGGGAAGGAGUACAUUAACGGAUUUUCCCUCUGCUUACAUUUCAAGUCAAGCCAAUUAUUUCACGAAUUAUUUCCACAUCCAUAACCAGUCUUGCAUAUUUGUACUUAGAACUUUCUCUGACUUCUAAUUGCCAUUAGGGUAAAAUGAAAUCCAUUUUGAUUACCUCCAAAAUCAUCUUUUGCUACCGUUGCUCACUUGCAAUGUCCCGGCAAGACAGUUGCUUUCAAGUCACCCCUCAUGGUGUUGCCUGUGUCCAGACUCUUCCACUUCUGGUGCUUGCUAAACUCUUUCAGCUCACAGCUUCUAUAUUUCUUCCAAUCUCCUGGACUAGAUAGGUUGGGGUCCCCACCACAUGCUCCCACAGCACGCUGGGCUUACCCAUCCUGUCGUUCACCACACUUUCCUGCAAUCCCUUGCUUGCGCUCCCUUGCUAGCUCCCUAAUGCAGGGACCUUUUCUUGUUGCUCAUCUUAACAGACACUCUAGGCACUCAGCAAACACUUGGUUGGACAGAAGAAGUAAGUGAAGCUGUACUCUUGCAGCAACUUUGUGUGGUUCAGAGGCUUGUAUUUCAUAUACAGUGCCAGCCUGGCUGGCAUUUUUCAUUUCUUUUUUUUUUUAAUUUUUUUUUUUAAUUUAUAUAGUCACAGAGAGAGAGAGAGAGAGAGAGGGGGGCAGAAACACAGGCAGAGGGAGAAGCAGGCUCCAUGCACCGGGAGCCCGACGUGGGAUUCGAUCCCAGGCCUCCAGGAUCGCGCCCUGGGCCAAAGGCAGGCGCCAAACCGCUGCGCCACCCAGGGAUCCCCGGCAUUUUUCUAUUUUCACCUGUGAUCAAACCAUAAACCAUUUCUUUAGCAAACAUUGAACCUUUGAAACACAGAGAGUCAGUGAAUACCAAUGCUGUUUUGCCCUGCGGUGAACCUUAAUUGAUACUUUUAACAAUAAUUAUUCUUCGCAAAUAAGAAUUAACAGAGCAGGGAUGCAGAACAGCAUUUGACUGUCAUUUCAGAGGAUCGUUAGUUUAUAGGCACACUGAAAUUAAAAUUCUGUAGACUUCAGUUUCAUUUAUUCUUACCUAACUGAGAGUAAAUUUCUGUUUUAUCUCUGUAUUCUCAAUUUCCAUAGUAAUUGUCAUAGGGGAGAUGCCUAACCAAUGUUUUAUGGUUUUUUAAUUUUUUUAUUAUUUAUUGAUUGGUUGAUUUUAUAAAUUUAUUUUUUAUUGGUGUUCAAUUUGCCAACAUAUAGAAUAGCACCCAGUGCUCAUCCCAUCAAGUGCCCCCCUCAGUGCCUGUCACCCCCACCCCCACCCACCUCCCCUUCCACCACCCUUAGUUCCUUUCCCAGAGUUAGGAGUCUUCAUGUUCUGUCUCCCUUUCUGAUAUUUCCCACUCAUUUUUUUCUCCUUUCCCCUUUAUUCCCUUUCACUAUUUUUUAUAUUCCCCAAAUGAAUGAGACCAUAUAAUGUUUGUCCUUCUCCGAUUGACUUAUUUCACUCAGCAUAAUACCCUCCAGUUCCAUCCACGUCAAUUCAAAUGGUGGGUAUUUGUCGUCUCUAAUGGCUGAGUAGUAUUCCAUUGUAUACAUAAACCACAUCUUCUUUAUCCAUUCAUCUUUCGAUGGGCACCGAGGCUCCUUCCACAGUUUGGCUAUUGUGGAUAUGGCUGCUAGAAACAUCGGGGUGCAGGUGUCCUGGCGUUUCACUGCAUCUGUGUCUUUGGGGUAAAUCCCCAGCAGUGCAAUUGCUGGGUCGUAGGGCAGGUCUAUUUUUAACUCUUUGAGGAACCUCCACACAGUUUUCCAGAGUGGCUGCACCAGUUCACAUUCCCACCAACAGUGCAGGAGGGUGCCCCUUUUCUCCACAUCCUCUCAACAUUUGUGGUUUCCUGCUUUGUUAAUUUUCCCCAUUCUCACUGGUGUGAGGUGGUAUCUCAUUGUGGUUUUGAUUUGUAUUUCCCUGAUGGCCAGUGGCCAGUUUGUUUUUUUAAUAUAUAAAGUGCCAGAGUAGAACCAUAAUAACAGCUAAAUGUAUUUAGUGCUGUUCUAAGCACUUUAUGGGGAUUAACCCAUUUAAUCCUCACAAUACCCAUAGGAUAUAGAUUGUUUUGUUAAGCCAAUUUUACAGAUGAAGAAACUGGGGCUAGUCAUUUGGCAUAAAUGACCAGUGCUGGAAAAAAAAAUGACCAGUGCUGGUAAGAACUUUAGAGAUCAUUUAACCUAAUGCACUAGUUUUACAAGAAGGCAGCUGAGGCCUAGGAAGGUGAAAAGAUUUCAUACAUAUUUGUGUCUUUAUCCACACUCAUUAGUGUGUUUAUUAAAUGGAAUCCACUAUCCACAUUUAAAUUAGGUAGGUGCUUCCCCCCCCCCCCCCCUUUACUGAUUCACAAUAAAUAGGAGGACUUUUGUAGUUCUGUUUGGGGAAAGAGGUACAUUUUUCUUAAACUUUCUUCUCAAAAACAUUUAAAAUCUUUAUUAGGCAUGUUAGUGCUUUUAAUAGGUUUUUGUUUUUUGUUUUUGUCUUUAAUACACAGAUUGGACAAUCCUGGAAGAGUGUAUUUGCCUUAAUGUUUUAGAAGUGAUUUGCCUAAAACCCCAGGUCUUCUCUUUUGGAACCCAGAGCCCUUUUAUAGUUCCACUGUAGUCUCAAAGUUGAAUUUAUGACCAUUAUUUCAGACAAAAUGCAGGAGCCAUAUUCAGUGAUUUUUUUUUUUUAAUAUUCAAUGAUUUUUAAAUUGACUUUUGUCAAAUCAGAAAGUUCGGACAGGUCAGGGAUGGAUUUUUCAUCCCAGGCGGUUUUUACUACAACUUCUGUAAUUAAAUUUACUGUCCAGAUUCUGGGUUUUGUGCUUCCAAGAUGUUACCACUGAGGUUGUGUGUCAUUCUUCGCCCUAGCCUGGGGUCCACAAACUUUUUCUGUAAAGGGCCAGAUGAUAAAGAUUUCAGGCUUUGUGGUCUCUGUUUCAGCUGCUCAACUCUGUUGCAGUAAAUUCAGAAACGAGUAAGCAGCAGUUUUAAUUUCUCUAAGCUGUGGCAAUCAUGAAUGACUCUUACUGGUGAAUUGCUCUUCAUGGUGGGGAUUACAAUGUUUCAGAGUAAUUAAUUUCCCUGUAGAUUUCUUUUUAAGCACUAUCUAAAUCUGUUACACCCAGGGGAGAGUUUUACACACGUGACUAUGGCAUCUCUCUCGUGUGUUCUAGUGAAAAAUGUUUGAGAACCCCUUCACUAGGCCAGAUGCUGAGAUGUAUAUACUUUGUUGUAUAUAAUUGUAGUGUAUAUACUUGUUCUCUAAACAGAACCGGUUAUGUUUAGUGGACAGUUUGAUUAUUCUGAGUGUGUGUGUGUAUAUAUAUAUAUUUGUACAUACAUGAUGAGGUCUGUGUGUGUUUGUACAUAAACGCCUAUAGAUACAUGCCAUGCCCGUGUGAAGGUCUUUGUCAGGAUUGUUCCUCUUACUGAUCUCUUGAAUACUCUAAAACCCAAGAGAUACCACAUUGUGCAUAUUAUAGGCAACACUACCCUUGAGUUUUUAGGAAUUUAGUUUGUAGAAAGGAUUCCUUUAUUAAGCCUUGCCGCCUCCACUCUGCAUUAUGUGAAUGGUUAAGAACGUAUAAAGUAUCACUGUUGAGUUUGACUUGUCUAUACUUUUAGUUAAGAAGCUAAGGCUAAUGUUAAUUAAGUAAAUGGCAUGUUGAUACAACCUACACAUAAUUUGUAUUUAGAUUCCUUAUUCAGAUAUUCAGUUAUUUAGUUUCAAGUUGGACUUCUUUGCUUUUAUAUUUAAUAAACAACCUAAGUCUAAGUUCCUUUUCACAAAAAUAGUGGCUAUGCUAGUGUGAUUUUAAAUACGUCUGGAGACUGAAUAUUGAAGUGAAUCAUCAAGCUUUUUGAGAUUUUUCACUUAAAAUGUACUGAUGCUUCACUGUUUUCAGCCCCCUUACUCCCACAUUUGUUAUUAGGCAAAUAGCUGUUCAGUUCCAUCCUUCUGGAGGGUAAGUGACUCUCUAGUGACGGGGUGUUGGCGGUGGUUGUGGCAUUCACCCAGGUCACCAGAGUAGUUACCAUUUCAUCACGUACAGUGUUCACCUGGAAGAAUGAAUGCAGCUUCUCCACAUGCCUUAUUCCCGCAGACACGCUGAUAUGCUGGAACAAUCUGGCUCCAGGAGUAUUAAUAUACUUUUUUGAGACUGUCUACAAGAUACUAUUUUGUAAAAACUGCCUUUAAAUAGACACUGAUGGGUUAUAUUUGUUUUAUAAUAAUUGUGUACCUAAUGUUCACUUGAAAUUGAUUUUGAGAUUUAUGUAUAUUUAUAAGCCUGACCUAUGUGAAUUUUUACUCUAAGAUGUGAUACCUUACUAAUAAAGACAUGGAUUUCUAUUUAUGUAAAGUAAUUGUAGCAAUAUUCCUAGAUGCUACCUAAACGAUUGUUCUGUCCAUUUGCCAUCUCAGAUACUUUUAUCUUUAGAGGAUUAUGUUAUAGUUAGAAUAUAUAUGAGUUAGGUUAAAACUUUAAAAUAUAAAUUCUCAACAUGGUUUGAACUUCUUCCUGUUGAUAUAAUUAAAGUUAGUUUAUAAUUCCUUA